Cyphomyrmex costatus is the source of this 1841-nucleotide messenger RNA. Its product is annotated as facilitated trehalose transporter Tret1-2 homolog. Gene Ontology annotation, biological process: transmembrane transport. The record is from RefSeq and is a predicted model, not a curated record. Bases 191 to 1825 code for a protein of 544 amino acids. Gene Ontology annotation, molecular function: transmembrane transporter activity. NCBI's taxonomy places the organism in Eukaryota, Metazoa, Arthropoda, Insecta, Hymenoptera, Formicidae. The transcript is spliced from 10 exons. Gene Ontology annotation, cellular component: membrane.
CAGGAUUAAAGUCUCAAAAGUUUCUUGAGUUACAUAAUGUGGAACGAAAACUGUAGCAAGGUUAAGGUGUUAAACGUGAUAAGAACUUUCUGGUGAUAAAUGUAGUAUCGAGACGCUCAUCUCGUAAUUAGUGGUACUAAUUAUCGAAAAUAUUUGAGGAUUUUAGCUACUACAAUCCAGUCGAAGCAAUAUGGCUCUCAAUUUGAGUGAGGAAGAGCGUGCCAUGAUGGGCUAUACUUCAAUCGAGAAUCCAUCAGACGCCGAGAACAACAAUGUAAAUAAUAACAAUGUAAAAAAUGAAAAGAGAGUUUCGAAUGAAAAAAAAUCGACUGUACAAUACUCAAAUUCAAAAGGAGUGCUCGCGCAGUGUUUAGUCACAGGUGCAGUAUUAUUGGUGGCAACGGGAGGCGGUAUGCCAAUUGGUUAUAGCGCAGUUUUGUUACCUCAAUUGUCAGAAGAAAAUAGUACCUUGCAUGUGGAUCGCGAAACUGGUUCUUGGAUAGCUGCAGUUCACAGUCUGGCAACUCCUAUCGGGUCGCUGUUAUCAGGACCGUUUCUCGAUGCAAUUGGUCGACGAGGAUGCCUUCAAUUGUCGGUAAUUCCUCUGUGCAUAGGCUGGUUGAUUAUUGGUCUGUCAAGGAAUGUAACUACCAUUUUAGUAGGAAGAGUUAUCUGCGGUUUAUCUGUAGGAUUCUUGGCGGUACCCGCACAGGUACUGGUAGGAGAAACAGCAUAUCCGAGUCUCCGUGGCUUCCUGGUGGUUGGUUCGUUUGGUGCAUACUGCGCUGGAAUAUUGCUGGUUUAUGCUCUCGGUGCUUCUUUUAAUUGGGACAUCGUGACCUUCUAUGCUAUCAUACUUCCCAUUGCAGCCUUUAUUGCUCUUUGUUUGGUUCCUGAAAGUCCCGUCUGGCUUAUUAGACGAAAAAAAAUAGACAAAGCCAAGAAAGCUCUUUUGUGGCUCAGAGGCGGCGAUAUUGAGCAGAUGCUUGCGGAGGUAGAGCUGUUAGACACGAGCAUAAAAGCCGAUCUUGCUAAGAAGCCCGUAAAUACCUCGCUUACAAAGAAGAUCUCCUCCGCGAUGUCCACAAUUCGCGAUCCGGGCGUGCUAAAACCAUUGAUUAUUAUCAACGUGUUCAAUAUGCUUCAAUUAAGCAGCGGAACUUACAUUAUUGUUUUUUAUGCCGUUGAUAUGGUCAAAGACAUAGGCAACGGCAACAUUGAUAAUUAUUUGGCGGCUGUGGUAACGGCAUUUAUCAGGUUCAUCUUCUCCAUCGUUUCCUGUACUUUGUUACUUAAAAUGGGUAGGCGAACUUUAGGCAUUAUUUCAGCGCUUGGCACGUCCUUGGCCUCGUUGAUUUUAGCGGGAUAUUUGAUUGCCAGGAAAGAGGGAUCUUCCGUGGACGUCUACGUAUUGGCCGUAUGUUUGUUGUUUUACGUCGGUUCUAAUACCAUGGGUCUGCUGACACUUCCUGGACUGAUGAUCGGUGAAUUGAUGCCUCUAAGAGCUCGUGGCAUCGGUGGUGGAUGUAUCUUUUUUAUCUUCAACCUAUUUCUCUUCUUCUUGACCAAAUAUUUUCCACUGGUAAACGAUCUAGUUGGCACAACGGGAAUUUUUGCUCUCUUCGGCAUCUUCUCUCUUUUGGAAGCAAUUUUCAUUUAUCUUGCCCUACCAGAAACGAAGGAUCGUACGCUUCAAGAAAUUGAAGAAUAUUUUCAACAAAGUAACUUUCUGUGGAUAACCAGAACAAAGACAAAAAGAAAGAGCGUACAUGUGCUUACAAAAGCUGAAUCUAAUUGUUUAAUCCCUUUAUCUGAAUAUAAAUAGAACAAAUUAGGAUUUA